Messenger RNA from Cuscuta campestris, 839 nucleotides. Lineage: Eukaryota; Viridiplantae; Streptophyta; Magnoliopsida; Solanales; Convolvulaceae. The record is from the annotation of a GenBank genome assembly.
GACUGCCAAUAAAGUCAUGGAAGCGCAUAUUGUUAAAGAAGAAAUAACUCGAGAAUGCAAAGAGUAAAUGAAAAAUAAUUACUCCCUCAGUCCCGAAAUAAACUUCUCACUCUACGUUUUUUUCCGUCCGAAAAUAAUCUUCCCACUCUACGUUUUUAUCAAUACUCUUCCAAAAAUACCCCUCAUUUACUAUCUCUCGCCAACCUCUCAUUUACGGACUCUCUCUCUUUCGCCAACCUCACCCAACCUCAAUCACUCCCUUUUUAUCUUAUCUUUUGAGAUUUUCAAUCUCAACUCCAAGAUCUGCAAUGGAAUCGCCUUCUCCUCCACGAUCUGCAAUGGAAUCGUUGGAUUUAUGUUUUGAAUCUUUUGUUCUUGAGACGGAAUUUCAAGAUGGUGGAGGUGAGGACGUGAAUUUCAUCUCUGAUGACACGGAGGAGGACGAGGUCAUCGUCAUCCAUAGCGAGGACGAUGCUGCCGAUGUUGCCCCGGUCAGAGACAUGAAGGACGUCAUCGACCUUGAAUCACAUAUAGACAACGUUUUUCUUCAUGGGAGCGAGGAGGGGGACUUAAUUCUUCUCGACACUGAGAUUGAUGACCCAAAGGGAUGUGAAAAACGUGGGAUUGAGCAUUCUCAGGCGCUCUAUUCACACAUGCAUCUACACAUCGAUAUGCUGAACAUCUUGCUUCCAAGCCCUGAUCCAAAUUUUUGGGCUUCAAUGUACAAGUGGGGAAGUUCCUGUCACCUUUUUUAACUUCAAUUACUCAUAGUAUUUCCAUUAUUGGAUGUGAUUGUUCUAAAUGUGUCUCUGCUUCUUAUGGAUGUUACUGUGAUUGUG